Molecule: messenger RNA, 1423 nt
Organism: Salvelinus sp. IW2-2015
Lineage: Eukaryota; Metazoa; Chordata; Actinopteri; Salmoniformes; Salmonidae
Product: GTPase IMAP family member 8
Molecular function (GO): GTP binding
Source: RefSeq, a predicted model, not a curated record
CCACUUAAUUUGAGGGUUGAGGGGAUUGGGUGUGUGGUUUAAAUGUUUGGACCGCCACCGCCGUGGAAAUAUCUUUCGAAAAUGAGCUGUUGCCAAGAGAAUAAUGUGGGUGUGUCUAUGGGGCGGACCGCAUAUGAGUGAUACUAUAAGAGCAGUUGUUCUGUUAUCUGGACAAAUCCAUUCUCUCUCACAGGACCUGACGGAUCGACUCUACGACACCCAAAUAUGGCUGGUGUGCAGAAAAACCAAAAUGAGGCACUGAGGAUUGUUCUGGUUGGGAAGACUGGAGUUGGGAAGAGUGCAACAGCAAAUACCAUCCUGGGGAGAAAAGUUUUUGAGUCUAAAUCUUCCCCUGUUUCUCUGACAAAAGAGUGUGACAAGGCUAGAGGGGAGGUGGAUGGGAGAGAAGUUGCUAUUAUUGACACUCCAGGCUUGUAUGACACUAACUUAUCACAAGAGGAGAGCCUGAUGAAAAUUGCAAAGUGCAUCUCCUUCUCUGCUCCUGGGCCCCAUGUGUUCCUUGUAGUGAUUGCUUUGGUUAGAUUUACACAGGAAGAGAAAGACGCAGUGGAGAUGAUUCAGAAAUUCUUUGGAAAAGAUGCAGCAAGAUACAUCAUGGUGCUCUUCACAAAUGCAGACCAGCUUGAAGAAGAACAAACAAUUGAAAACUUUUUACGUGCCUCUUCAGAUCUUCAGGAUGUCAUUGCCAACUGCGGUGGGCGGUAUCAUGACUUCAACAACAGAGAUAAGAAGAAUCGCUCCCAGGUCACUGAGCUGCUUGAGAAGAUAAACAAGAUGGUCACGACGAAUGGAGGAAGCUACUACACCACUGAGAUGUUCCAAAUGGCUGAGAGGGCGAUUAAAGAGGAGAAGAAGAGGCUCCUGAGAGAGCAGGAAGAGGAGACACUCAGAGCGUGGGAGGAACUAAAGGCAAAAUAUGAAGGAGAGUUCCUAAAGAAAAAACAAGAGAUGCUAAGGAAAAUCAAGGAAUUAGAAGCCAGAAUAGAAGCCGAAAGAGAAAAUGAAUACACAAAAAAUCCUCCAAGCGGUGAUUGGUGUAGUAUCUUAUGAGAUGGUGUCGUCAGAAAAACAAUUAAUCGUGAGAUGGCAUUGCAUUAGGCAUGUGACAAUGGAAUAAAAAAUUCACGGCAAUAUUAGAACUAUCCAUUUUAAUGCAGUCACUUAUUAUUAGGAUAGAGCUUGAUUUGCCCUUUGAGUGAAGCCCAGCUUGGGCUCCACAUAAACUCAUGUCCUUUGUUUACAAUUGUAACAUUGAAUGCUGAAUCUGGUAACUUAAAAUGUCUGAAGUAUAUCAGUGUUUUUCCAUCAUCCCGUGUAACAGAUAAAACAUGGACACAUUUGAAUGUGACUGCAUGUACCCAGAAUUCUGUAUUAAAGCUAUUGCUUCAACUGCACCUCAGUC